Messenger RNA from Trichophyton benhamiae CBS 112371, 360 nucleotides. RefSeq lists its product as uncharacterized. Gene Ontology annotation, molecular function: protein binding. The record is from RefSeq and is a predicted model, not a curated record. NCBI's taxonomy places the organism in Eukaryota, Fungi, Ascomycota, Eurotiomycetes, Onygenales, Arthrodermataceae. Bases 1 to 360 code for a protein of 119 amino acids. The transcript has a single exon.
AUGGAUUACCUACUAGACAUAUACCACUUUGAAGUCGACCCUACCAACCGCGUCGAUGGCGACACACCGCUCCACCUGGCUGUUCAGUAUGGAAACGAAAAGGAUAUUGAGUUGGCCAUGUCAAUGCUGGAGAUGAUGCUUGAAGCAGGCUGUGAUCCGCGAGUACGGAACAAGAAGGGUCAAAAACCUGCAGAUUGUGUGAUGCCGCAGUAUAGCCAGAUGAGAACUGCGCUGAUGAAGGUGGAGUAUAUGAUGCAAGAAGGACAAGGGGUGGAGGGUCAGGGCCGGGAUGACGACGAUGACGGGCCAAGUGACGGACCCAGUGACGACGAAGAUAAUGGCCAAGAGAAAAAACAAUAA